UUCCCAUUAUACAGAUGAGUUUAGAAUAUAGUUUGGUGAUUUGCCCGAGGUGACGCAGCCGGCUUAGGUUCUCGACCAUGACGCAACAAACACAGAAAUGUUACCGCCUCCACGAAGACUUCCUGCCCCGCAUGGUUUCCACUUCUAAAUACCCAUAAUUCUGCACUAUUACCUCUCUGGUGGAAUCCACUCAAUCUCCCUUGGGGUGUGUGUGUGUGUGUGUGUGUGGCAAGUAUCUGUUUCUUGAGGGCUGAAAUCAUUCACUAAUCUCUCCCAGGGUCAAGCCGCGUACUUGGCACACUGUGGCUACUCCACCUGUGUCCCCAAGUAAAUCAAGGACCGGAGGCUUCUGGAUUUCUUCCACCAGGCUCCGUCUCAGAGGAGGACAGAUGAAGAAAAAUGAGCAGCUGUAUUUCCAGAGAUAUAAAUUAGCUCCAUCAGAAAGCCCCUGGGAUGUUUACCUAGGAGAGCGUGUGGAAAGACAUGGGCUUGAACCAGGAGACCGACACUGGCACAGUGAGGGCGGACGUGAGGACCCUCCCAGAGGCAGGGCAGGGAACAGGGCUUUGGGAGGACCCUCCUGGCCUUAGCAUUGAUGGCCUGUGCUGGACUUCUCCACCUUUCCAGAUUCACUCUCUACUUGUUCCUCAUCCUCACAGGAGAGUAGAGGAAGAAGAGAGAGUGAUGUCGGGCUCUUUAUUCUGUGUGCAUGGGUCAGGGCGGAUAACAGCUCUGUGGUUACUAGCCCAGGAAUCUGUGCUAUCCUGGGUGGUUUCCCUACACCCGGACCUUGCCGUUGUGGUGAGUCCCUUUGUCAGACCCGCUUCAAGUUCUCCUUUUUUUAAAUAUCGUUUGUUGUCAAGCUAGCUGACAACAGCAUGCACAGUGUGCUCUUGGCUUUGGGGAUAGAUUCCCAUGAUUCAUCGCUUUACCUACGACACCCAGUGCUCAUCCCAACAAGUGCCCUCCUCAAUGCGCAUCACCUGUUUUCCCUUCUCCCCACCCCCAUCCACCCUCAGUUUGUACUCUGUAUUUAAGAGUCUCUUAUGGUUUGCCUCCCUCUCUGUUUGAAACUAUUUUUUCCCCUUCCCCUCCCCCAUGGUCUUCUGUUAAGUUUCUCAAGUUCCAUAGAUGAGUGAAAACAUAUGGUAUCUGUCUUUCUUUGACUGAUUUAUUUCACUUAGCCUAAUACCCUCCAGUUCCAUCCACGUUGCUGCAAAUGGCAGGAUUUCAUUCUUUCUCAUUGCCAAGUAGUAUUCCAUUGUAUAUAUAAACCACAUCUUUAUCCAUUCAUCAGUUGAUGGACAUUUGGACUCUUUCCAUAAUUUGGCUACUGUUGAAAGUGCUGUUAUAAACAUUGGAGUACAUGUGCCCCUACGAAUCAGCACUCCUGUACCCUUUGGGCAAAUUCCUAGGAGGGUUAUUGCUGGGUCAUGGGGUAAUCCUAUUUAAAAAAAUUUUUUUUAAUUUAACGCCUAUUCAUUUUUGAGAGAUAGAGACAGAGCAUGAGCGGGGAAGGGGCAGAGAGAGGGAGACACAGAAUCUGAAGCAGGAGAAUCUGUGCUGACAACACAGCCCGAUGCGGGGCUUGAACUCACGAACUGUGAGAUCAUGACCCGAGCUGAAGCCGGACGCUCAACCGCCUGAGCCACCCAGGCGCCCCUGGGUAGUUCUAUUUUUAAUUUCCUCUUCAAGUUACUCUGGUUUGAGCGUGCCUUCUAUUCCUGAAGGGACCGUGGCUGAUGGCGGGGAAUGCCCUUUUCUGUACUCUUUCAGUCAUUUCUUGAGGUCGGGGUCUAUGCUUAUUCAUCACUAUGUCCCCACACUUGGCACCGUACUUGGGAUGUGGUUCUAAUAGCUAACUAAGAUUAUUGAGCACCUAUAAUGUGCCAACAUUGUUACCUGCAUUAACUCAAAUAAUCCUCCCAAGAAUCCCACAAUUAUCACCUUCAUUUUACUGUUGAGGAAAGUAAGAUCCAGAGAGGCUGAGUACCUAGCCCACGGUCACAUGUCUUGUCAGCAUGUAGCAGAGCUGGGGUUUGAACCCAGCCGGUGUGACUCCUGAGCCAACAGGAUGACUCUCAACCCUGCCAGUGGGUUGCCUUCUGGUUGUCGUUUGGGUGUAAGGCGGGUGAUGCCUGUUAGUCUUGGGAACCCAAAGAAUCUGUUUCUUUGCCCACUCAGAGGCUCAAUCGAGUAGAAUGGGCAGAAGGUGGAAUGUAGGUCACCAUGGCAACCGGAUCACCUGGUCACAUUACCUGCUGGGCCCUUGGGGCUGUGGUCCUACUGCAGCACAGAGAAGGGGGGGGUGGCAUGGGGCAAUGUUUGAGGCACCAGAUGCACUGGGAGGACCUGGAAGAAUACCAGGCCCUGACCUUCCUGACCAGGAAUGAAAUCCUGUGCAUCCAUGACACCUUCCUGAAGCUCUGUCCCCCUGGGAAGCACUACAAGGAGGCGACACUGACCACAGACCAGGUCAGCUCCCUGCCGGCCCUGAGGGUCAACCCUUUUAGAGACCGAAUCUGCAAAGUGUUCUCCCACGAUGAUGUGUUCUCCUUUGAGGAUGUCCUGGGUAUGGCAUCUGUUUUUAGUGAGCAGGCCUGCCCCAGCCUGAAGAUCGAGUAUGCCUUUCGCAUCUACGAUUUUAACGAGAACGGCUUCAUUGACGACGAGGACCUACGGAAGGUUGUCCUCCGACUGCUCAACAGCGACGACGUGUCGGAGGACCUGCUGACUGACGUCACGAACCACAAUCUUAAUUCCCUUCCGGGGUCCCCAAGAGCAGGUGCCCGAGCCACCCACACUGCAGUCACCGCAGGCAGGUGGCCCAAUGGAGGCUUAGCAUCAGAUGGACACAUCACAACGUCCCCUGGCCCACAUUAUCCCAGCACAACACAAUGCCCGGAUGUCCUACAGUGACAGCCCCCAGUGUGACAGGCCGUGAAAACAGCCUUGUGAAUCUGUUUGUCCUAAGACCAUGAGAACCUUCAAGUGCUUUUGGUCUAGGUCGAAACCAGAAGCAAAGAUAAAACCAGGAGGGGUCAUCACUGCCUCCUCGUCCUGACUGGGCCCCUUGCCCUACAGAACCCCUGCCUGUGUCUGGGUGACAGGUGGGGGUGGGGGAAGCCACCCUGUUCGCCUCCGUGACCAUUUCUACUGCCACGUUUGUGUUAGAGGCACCAAGGGGUCUCUUCCACAAUGAGACGAGCCCAUGAAGUCCCAGGCUUCAGCGCACAUAAGCUUGAAUUUUCAUGCCCUUGUCUGGGGUGGGAAGUAACAAGGGUGGGAGGUGGGGAGAACACCUGUCUCGCAGGGGGUCCCGGGACUCGGAUAUGUGCCAGGCACUUAGCAGAGAACCUGGCCUGUGGCCGCACUUGGUGAGAGGCACCCCUCCCCCCUCUGCCUGUAUCUCCACGUCACUUUCUCACCCUGGGCCCCUCUCUGCUCUCUGGCUCCUCCUGUACCCCU
Molecule: messenger RNA, 3468 nt
Organism: Acinonyx jubatus (cheetah)
Lineage: Eukaryota; Metazoa; Chordata; Mammalia; Carnivora; Felidae
Gene: CIB4
Product: calcium and integrin binding family member 4
Exons: 6
Coding region: 2230-2919 (229 amino acids)
Molecular function (GO): calcium ion binding
Source: RefSeq, a predicted model, not a curated record